AUGACACUGAGCGCUGUUGCCCGGUUUACCCAGGCGUCGGCCGUACUGAUACUACUGCUGAACCUGCGCGACUCGACCGGAAACGCCGCGGAAUCGGACUUCCGCUUCGCCAAGUCGCUGUACAACGUCACCAUACCGGAGAACAGCGUUGCCAAGACGUACGCGACUCAGCCCCCGGGCGCCGAACUGAUGGGGGUGCGCCUGCCGAGCGCGGGGUUUCACGACGUCCGCUACAGAAUCGUCGAAGGCGAUAAGGACAAGUUUUUCAAGACCGAGCAUCGAUUGGUGGGGGAUUUUUGCUUUCUUUUUAUACGAAUUAAGACGGGCAACAACGACGUUUUGAAUCGCGAGAGGAAGGAUAAGUAUAUACUGCAAGUGAGGGCUACGGCGGCUGUAAGAGAAAGCCUUCAGAAGUUUACGUAUUCCACCGACACAACUGUUGUUGUUACGGUGUUGGAUACGAACGAUUUAAACCCUCUGUUUUACCCCACGGAAUAUAACGCAACAGUGUACGAAGACACCCCUCUACAUCAAAGCAUUCUACGGGUGAAUGCAGAAGACGCAGAUUUGGGGAAAAACGGCGAAAUAUACUACAGCUUCCUGGAGGAGACGGAACAGUUUGCUAUACACCCAAAAACCGGCGAAAUUUCUUUAAGUAAACCUUUACGGUUCAACGAAGGUACCUACCAUGAACUCACCGUGUUAGGACAAGACCGUGGCGCCUUAUUCCAUCAAAAAAGCACUGGGAUGCUGAGCAAAGCUAAAGUACGCAUAAAAGUGAAGAAAGUCAACUUCUACCCGCCCGAGAUUCGAAUCAGACGCCUCCCGCAAAUCGUAGAAAACUCCAACGCGGAUAUAUACGCGAUUGUGAACGUGUCGGAUCGCGAUCAAGGUAUACAUGGCGAAAUAGCAAGUCUAGACAUAGUGGAUGGGGACCCGGACGGUCAUUUCCGAAUAAGACCUACAAAACAACUCGGCGAGUUCAACAUUGAAGUUCUGAAAUUGCUGGAUAGAGAGUCCACACCUCUAGGGUACACUCUCACGUUGAGGGCUGUGGAUAGAGGUACCCCGGCUAAAGAGACGUACAAAAGCGUUCCAGUGCAGCUUACAGAUCUCAACGAUAACGCUCCAGUGUUCAACAAGGAGGUGUAUGACGUUAAAGUACCGGAAACCGCCCCUAUAAACACCCCUCUGAUACGGCUUAAAGUCAGCGAUGCAGACGAAGGCACAAACGCUCAGGUUUUUUUGGAGAUCGUAGGCGGAAACGAGGGGUACGAGUUCAAUUUGAACCCCGAGACUGGGAUGUUGUACACCAACAAACUUCUCGACGCGGAGAGCAAGCAGUUUUACAGCUUAACGGUGUCCGCUAUCGACCAAGGUAACGUGGGUACAAGAAAACAAUCAUCAGCGAAAGUCAAAAUAUACGUGGAGGAUACGAACGAUAACGACCCGAUAUUCGACAAGUCGGAAGUGACGGUGUACAUAGACGAGAACAUGCCGGCCGGUACCUCGGUUACCAUGGUGCACGCGCGUGAUAGAGACAGAGGUGAGAACGCUUACAUCUCCUACUUGAUAGCGAACUUGAACAAAGUACCGUUCGAAAUUGAUCACUUCUCGGGGCUCAUUAAAACCACCUCAUUACUGGACUACGAGAGCAUGAAACGCGAGUACAUCUUGCGGUUGAGAGCUUCCGAUUGGGGUUUGCCGUAUAGACGACAAACUGAGAUGCAGUUGACGGUGAAAGUGCGGGAUAUCAACGAUAAUCGACCUCAAUUCGAAAAAAUCGACUGUAUUGGGCACGUGCCGCGUUAUAUCCCCAUAGGUUCGGAGAUAAUAACUCUCUCCGCCAUUGAUUUUGACUCGGGGAACAUCAUAAGCUAUAGAAUCGUUUCGGGGAACGAAGACAACUGCUUCAGCAUUGAAGCUACAUCGGGGACUAUAACGGUGAGUUGCGAUCUGAACGAUCUAAGGGUGUCGGAUAGAGAGUUAAACGUGACAGCUACAGACGGAACGCAUUUCGCUGACAUAGCCAAGGUGCACGUGAAGCUUGUGAACGCCAAGAAAAACGGCAUCACCAGCGGUAAAUUAUUGGCCGAUGAUUUGGGUGCAUUCGAGUGUAAAGAUACCGGAGUCGCUAGACGAUUAACAGAGGUGCUGGCUGAUGCGGAAAACAACAACAAAAUCCACGUGCAAGAGGAGUUUCCCAUGAUGCCAACCAGGUAUGGACAAAACGUCCACUCUCCAGAAUUCGUUGACUUCCCCGUUGAAAUCAAAGUCAACGAGAGUAUACCGUUGGGGACCACAUUGGUGAAACUGCGCGCUAGAGAUAGAGACUUGGGGUACAACGGGAAGUUGGUGUUCGGGAUCUCCGGUGGAGACAAGCACUCGCAGUUUUGCCUGGACAUGGAAUCGGGGGAGUUAAAAAUCAUAGGGUAUUUGGACCGCGAAAAGGAGUACGAGUAUUUCCUCAACGUCAGCGUGUACGAUCUGGGUAAGCCGCAAAAAUCCGCAUCCAGAGUUCUGCCUGUUACAGUGCUCGAUGUAAACGAUAACGCGCCAAAGUUCGAGAAGAAUUUGGCGAGUUUUCGGGUAACGGAGAACGCGAUGAAUGGCACUGUGAUUUUCAGAGCCAACGCUACAGAUUUGGACGAGGGUGAUAACGCUAAAGUCACCUACUCUUUGGCUAGCGAUACCAAAGAUUUCUCUGUUGAUAAAACCACAGGCGAAUUAAGAGUUUCGAACAAUUUGGAUCGCGAAAGACACGAUACAUACGAAUUGAGAAUACGUGCUAGCGACGGUGGUGGUAAGAACCCUGACUACCCCCCUUUAUAUUCCGAAGCCUUAGUGCGUAUAUCAGUGGACGACAUUAACGAUAACGCGCCUAAAUUCAGCCUACCCAACUACAGCGUCAAAAUCCGCGAAGAUAUACCCAAAGGAAGUGUGGUGGCUGUGGUAACUGCAUCGGACCCGGAUCUGGGUGUGGAGGGGGAGGUUAUCUACACACUAGAAGACAGCGAAAGCGACGGUACGUUCAAAAUAGACAAAUUUUCCGGCACCAUUAGGACCACGAAGGCCUUGGACUUCGAGGAGAGGCAGGUGCACAGCUUGUUGGUGUUCGCGAACGACAAGGGCAGUCCCAGUUUGUCUUCCGAGGCGAGUGUCACGGUGAAUGUGGUGGACGUUAACGAAAAUUUGCACGCGCCGUUGUUCAGUGAUUUUGUGCUGGUUGGGAGGGUGAGUGAGAACAAACCCGUUGGGAGUUUUGUGCUAAGGGUGAACGCCAGCGAUGGUGAUCCGCCUGGAGGGGACAGCAAUGUUGAGUACUCUAUACGUGGCGGGGACGGGAUCGGGAUUUUCUCCAUCGAUAGUCAAGGUAAUACUAGAAGAAAGUAA
Molecule: messenger RNA, 3393 nt
Organism: Brassicogethes aeneus
Lineage: Eukaryota; Metazoa; Arthropoda; Insecta; Coleoptera; Nitidulidae
Source: the annotation of a GenBank genome assembly